GUCAGUCUUUCUUACACACCGGUCGUCGUAGGAAUUACCCAAAGACUCGUUCUCCAAAGGUCGUCUCGAUUCACGCGAAACAUAUGAUUUGCUAAAUCGAUAAUUGAAGUUUUAAGUUAACUAAGUGGCCAUGCAUCAAUUAUUAUUUACGGUUUUUGUAACGGGUGUUUGCUUUUUUAAUUGUGCGGGAAGUGAGGAACAUGUUAGUGAACUAAAAGGUACACACCAUAAAAGGAAUACGGACACUCACGAAGCUUACUAUCAUACAGGAGUAGAAUCUUAUCACAACCAAGAAGGUUAUGGCCCACCACAUCAUAAUCAUGAUGGAUAUCAUCAACCAGGAGCUGAACCUCGGUCGUAUUCUGGAUCCAACGCAGACUCUUGGAACGAUUAUCAAACACGACAAAGAAUUCCACAACAUAAUCCCUUCAAUACUCCUCAGGAUAUUUUUCCGCGGCAAAGAAUCCCACAACGUAAUCCAUUCACUACUCCUCACGAUUAUCAAACACGACAAAGAAUUCCACAACACAAUCCGUUCAAUACUUCUCCCGAUCAUGAUUCAUCAAAUUGUGAAUCUUGCGGCGAUGACAGAAAUGGUAGAAAUAAUCAGAAGUCCGAAGCAGUAACUACAAAAUACGCUAACAAUAGCGCAAAAGAGAUUCCCAGAGAUUUUUUGGAAAAACUGGAUAUGUAUGACGUAGAUGAUAUUUUGCUUAACUAUAUUGACGGUUAUGAGGAUGACGACCAGACUCCAUUGUUUUCAAGUAGAUUUGGAUCUGACACACAAGAGAGAAGUAAGUUGGGAAAGAAGGCCGGACAUAUUCCAGCUAAAGCAGGUUGUAAGCCGGAAAACACUACAGUUCCUCUGGUAAAUUCAGACGAUCCUUCUAUUUUGUACAUUCCUAAAUGUACAAGAAUUGAGAGGUGCAAUGGGUGCUGUUCACAUCGACUACUUGCAUGUCAACCUGUUGAAAUCGAAACUAUUUCUGUACAAGUGAUAAAAGCUCAAUAUACUGGCGACAAAAAGAUGCGAUACGUGUCCAAGGAACUCAUUCCAUUGGAGAGGCAUUUAAAAUGCAAAUGCGACUGUAAAGUAAGGGCAGAGCAUUGCCUCCCAAAUCAAGUAUACAGAAAGGACGAAUGCGAUUGUAUUUGCACAAACACAGACGAAGAGAACAAAUGUUACAGGGACUACGAGAAGAAAGAGUGGGAUAUCGACACUUGCUCCUGCAAAUGUAGAGGAGUAUACGAAUGCUCAACGGGAUCCGUUUACGACCACAAUGAAUGCAGAUGUAAAACCGCGCCAAAGAGAAGAUACGCAGCUUUGGAAAGACGAGCACACAAUAGAGAGAAGCAACAUGUUGAUCCUUUAGACCUAUAAGUAGAUUUUGAUUUGUAAAAUUAUUUAAUAUAUUCAUGAAAAGAAUAUUUUUUUAUCUCAUCUGAAUUCAGAGCUCUUUUCUCUAAAAGUAGUUUUUUGUGAGUUACAUACAAAAUUAUAUAAGAUGAUCCAUUAGUGUUAGUAGGAACACAAUCACGUAUUUUUUAGAUUACAUUGCUAUGUACAUACUUACCUAUGUCAACUGGACAAAUCAAUUAUUCUUUCCAAAUCCAAAAUCCGUUAUUCCGAUUUUGGUAAAAACAUUUAAAAUUGACGAAGUUAUAAGAAAAAGACCUAUAUAAAGUUUUCUAUAUUCCUUAAUAUCAAUAACUUAUCUUAAAUUAUACUUCUGAGUUGUAGUAAGAUCUGCAACACUUUCCAAACAAACUAAUAAUUACAACCAAAACCAAAUGACAAAAUGACCUAAAAAUAUUAGAAUUAAAUUAGAUAAGAAGGUAAUUAUUUUAUUAUGCGAGUCAAUGCUUCAACACGUCCACUGCUUGUAAAAAAUAGAAUCUAUCAAUUGUUGCCAACUGUUCAUUAGACGUGUGUGUUGACAGCUCCAAGCGUUGCCACGUACAUUAACAAUUUAAUAUAAGAAAUAGUGUAGGAAAGUGUGAUCCAAUGAAAGUGUCUAGCAAACUUUUGCUGGUUAGAAGUUUCUAUGGCAAUUUACUGGAUGUGCAAUGAUUUUCUGUCCAUAAUGAAAUAAUUUCAUGUAUUAAUAAUAAUCAAACUACAUUUAACGAUGCUACGUAGAGAACUGUAAAAAUAUUUAUUAUGACCAAUCCUCUAUAAAUACAGCAAAUGGCAUUUACGAUGUGGUUGAGUGACUGCCGUUUGUGUUUGUGUAUUCUAUAUAAACAGACUUGUGCCCACCACUGUUUAAUCGCAAUGAU
Molecule: messenger RNA, 2280 nt
Organism: Diabrotica balteata
Lineage: Eukaryota; Metazoa; Arthropoda; Insecta; Coleoptera; Chrysomelidae
Source: the annotation of a GenBank genome assembly